Molecule: messenger RNA, 1716 nt
Organism: Penicillium manginii
Lineage: Eukaryota; Fungi; Ascomycota; Eurotiomycetes; Eurotiales; Aspergillaceae
Product: anaphase promoting complex subunit CDC16
Exons: 2
Coding region: 1-1716 (571 amino acids)
Biological process (GO): cell division
Molecular function (GO): protein binding
Source: RefSeq, a predicted model, not a curated record
AUGGAACGGUACUUGCGCUCCUGGAGACAGGACGCGUUGAAUCGCGGCCAGCAUGAUUCCGCCAUCUACAUCGGUGACAAGGUUCUUGCGCUCACCAAUAGUGACUCGGAUGCUUUUUGGUUGGCACAAGUCCAUUUCUCCAACAAUAACUUCACUCGUGCCUUAGCCCUCUUAUCCCGCAAAGACCUCAUCUCGCGAAGCACCGCCUGCCGCUACCUCGCAGCUCAUUGCUACAUUAAACAGAGCCAAUUUGACCAGGCCUUGUCAAUCCUGGGUGAGCACAAUCCCACCGAUCUCGUCCGAAACACCAACAGUCGACGUAAGAUCCAACAUCUCAAUGGUCAAAGCCAUGUAACAAUGCGCAAUGGCAAGCACCCAACAUCACGAGCCGAGAGAGCGGAAGAACGAGAAAAAGAAGACGCGAAUAAUGUCAGAUUCGAGGCGGCAAUGUGCUAUCUACGGGGUCUUUGCUUUGCAAAACAAAAUGCUUUCGAUCGUGCCCGCGAUUGUUACAAGGAUGCGGUGCGGAUUGAUGUUCAAUGUUUCGAGGCCUUCGAUCAGUUAAUGAAGAACUCGCUCAUGUCACCGGCCGAGGAACUGGAAUUUCUCGAAUCACUGGACUUUGACGCAGUCUCCUCGCCUGACCCCGCUGUAGCCCAAGAGGCGGCCGACUUCACGAAAAUGCUCUACACCACCCGUCUCUCCAAAUACUCUGCGCCAAACAUCUUAUCCGACGCGACAGAGACCCUCUCUACACAUUACAAUCUCGCCGAAAACCCAGAUAUCCUGCUUGCGCGUGCCGAAGCUCUCUUUACCCAGUGUCGCUUUGCAGAAGCCCUGGAACUCACAUCCUCUAUCCUGUCUACGUCUCAAUCUAACGAAUUAACGACCACAAAUAGCCCAAGCAUGGCUGCCCACAGCCACCUUGGGCAUUCCCCUGGAGUUUACCCGCUACACCUGGCCUGCCUUUAUGAAACUGGAGCUACUAAUGCUCUUUUCUUGCUCUCGCAUAUGUUGGCAGAUCAUGCCCCAGAAGAGCCAUAUACCUACCUUGCCAUCGGGGUUUACUACCUCUCGGUCUCAAAAAUUGCUGAGGCCCGAAGAUUCUUCUCCAAAGCCUCUUUACUUGAUCCUCACUCCGCACCUGCUUGGAUUGGUUUUGCACAUACCUUUGCCGCGGAGGGUGAGCAUGACCAGGCAAUCGCUGCGUAUAGUACAGCUGCACGACUUUUCCAAGGCAGCCAUCUCCCACAACUUUUCCUUGGAAUGCAGCAUCUCGCGCUAAAUAAUAUGUCACUUGCCCACGAAUAUCUUUGCGCUGCAUAUUCUAUGUCAACAGGCUCUCCUGUGAGCAAUGUUCCUGGUCUUCCGGGUAGCUCGCCAUCUAUCCCCCUUGGAGGUGAUCCUCUCGUGCUGAAUGAGCUUGGUGUUGUCUAUUACCACCAAGGUAAUCUACCCAACGCCAUUGAGCUGUUCCAGCAAGCUCUAAAGCUUGCCGGGUCUCUUCAUUGUGAACCUGGUGCCUGGGUUGCUACUCGUGCCAACUUGGGCCAUGCACUACGCCGCAUGGGUCGUAUUCCGGAUGCCCUUCGUGAAUUCGAAGAGUGCUUGCGUCUUGGUUGUGGAGGAACAAGCAUGGGCUAUUCUCCAUUUUUGGGUGGUGGCGCAGGAGGCUCCGCGGCCGUUGCCACAGCAUCGGGGGUAGGGGGGUUAUGA